This is a messenger RNA of Acipenser ruthenus (sterlet), 2318 nucleotides long. Its product is annotated as C-type lectin domain family 4 member E-like. Gene Ontology annotation, cellular component: external side of plasma membrane. Lineage: Eukaryota; Metazoa; Chordata; Actinopteri; Acipenseriformes; Acipenseridae. The transcript has 8 exons. Gene Ontology annotation, molecular function: carbohydrate binding. The record is from RefSeq and is a predicted model, not a curated record. Gene Ontology annotation, biological process: immune response; biological process involved in interspecies interaction between organisms. The coding region runs from base 286 to 1119 and encodes 277 amino acids.
GUAUUUAGAAGCCUGGGUGUAGGACAUUUUUGUUUGAUAGAUCUGUAUUUGCAAAUACAGCCAAGAGUGUCAAGAAAAGGAGAAGUGAUACCACCACAUACCAAGCGGCUAUUGAACAAAACAGUGCACCACAUAUCAGUGUUAAAACGUAUACAUAUUAAAAACAGAUUUUCCUCUUUAUUCUUGCAUGAUUUUAGACACAGCUGGCAAAGGGAAGCAUCGCUGCAGUGUGAAGGUUGACCGACCAAGUAGAAAGAAAACGUCUUGACUCACAAAGAUCCUGAUAUGUCGGGUGAAGUUCUCUACUCCGAUGUGAAGUUUCCUCAGAAAAACAAAGGCAGAAAAGCAGCUGAUCAAACCAGCACAGGAGAUGGAAAUGAUGUCACCUACGCUGACGUGAAGUUUGCAGAAGCUCCAAGUGCCCAGAAACAGGGAAAGGAAAGUGAUGUCACAUAUGCUGCAGUGAAGUUUGCAGAAGCUCCAAGUGACCAGCAACAGGAAACCUCUAAUGGCACAGCAGAUCCUUCUGUCUGCAGAGUGUUUUCGUGCAGACAGGUUGCAUUGGUCGUGACGUUGCUGUGCUUGCUCUUAAUGGCUGCCAUGAUAUUCCUUGCAUUCUACCUUGUGGGCGUCCUCCAAGGUGUCCCACACUGUCCACAGGAAUGGGAGAUGUCCAGUAACAAGUGUUACUUCUUCUCAAAUGAUAGAAUGGACUGGAGUUCCAGUCAUAAAAACUGCACAUCAAUGGGGGGUCACCUGGUGAUUAUAGAGACUGUGGAAGAACAGAGAUUCCUAUCAGAAAAAUCUAAGCAGAUCCUGAACAAUACUAUUCUGACCAUGAAAAAAGAGCUGCAGCACUGGAUCGGACUGACCGAUGUGGUAAAAGAAGGAGACUGGCUCUGGGUGGACAACACAACUCUCAAUUCAAGAACAGUAUACUGGGCCACUAGACAGCAUGAUGGUGGUAAAGAGCCAGAUAACUAUGAUAAACUGGACACAUCUGGGGAGGACUGUGUACAUCUACUUCCAGUAAAGAAUAACACCCUGAACAUCUGGUACGAUGCAUUAUGCUCAGCUCAGUAUAAAAGGAUCUGUGAAACAAUACCACAGCUGGUCUAAACAAUCCACAAGCAAGGGUUUUAGCUACAACUAUUUAAAUAAAAAAAAAGAAAAACAUCAAUUACAUAAUUCUGAAAAAUAUCCAAAUCAUAAUGAAAAAACACAGCAACACAGCAACACUUCCCAUUCUAACAUCACUUGAACUAUUCCAUCAUUACAGACCUGUAUAUGACAGGUCUAGUAAAGAGAAAUCCACUCAAUACAGCACACCAGUAAACUAAUCAAGUGUCUGCUCAUAUAUUGCGCUUUGUUAUUUCUGUUUCUGUACAAGUCACUGGAACUGUUUAAUUUGUUUAACUGUAUUGUCUUUUUAAAGUGAUUUAUUGCUGAAAGGUUUUAAGGAGGUGAGGCUUAUUAUUUUCCAAUGUGUGUAUAUUAUUUUUUCAUAUACAGCUGUGGCCAAAUGUUUUGCAUCACCUAGAAUUUUAGGAUGAGACAUAAUUAAAACAAAAACGAUAUGAACAUUAUGAUAUAUAUUGUUUUAACAUUAUGUAAUCAAAGAAACUACAAAAUUAUAUCUCAAAAGUCUACCGGAAGUCAUAAUAGUAGUACUGUACAGUAUUUUGUGUUAGAUUUUGAAAUGUCACAUUUUUUCAAUAUUUGUCAGUUUUUUGUUAAGUAUAUGGUAAUCUACAAAGCAUUAUAUAAUUCUUAUGUUAAUGUAACAUUAUUCAACACUUUUUAUUUGACUUUAUGAAGCAAAAUGACUUAUAAUAUAAUACUUGUAUGUCUAUGUGGCAGGGCAGAAACCCUGCAUGUGUAAAUAAUGUGUAAAUAUAAAGUUAAAUGUGAAAAAGUGUGUGUUAGAUAUGGCAGGGCUGGAAGUUAAGAUGUCAGCCCUGGUUGUUUUUGGUGUGUUUUUGGUGGUGGUUGGCAGGGAUAGGGUUAAUUCCUAUGCCUGCCAAAUAAUUGUGCAGAAUGUAGCCAGGUGUUGAUUGAAUUAUUAGUUCUCAAUCAACCCUGGCCACAUGGUAUUAAAGGGAUCUAAAGAACUCCAUUUAGAGUGAGAGCCUGCGAGAGAGACACAUGCUCCUGAAUGUGUGUUUAAAAACCUCAUGUGAUAGCACUGCCUGGGUUCUUUUGUUUGUUCAUUUUUGUGGUAUGUGAUUGUUUUGUUAUAACCUUUAUUUUGCUAUGCGCGCUGUGUUUUGUUUUCUUAUUUUCAUUUAAUAAACCAGUGCAGCAGAGAUUAAACUGCA